Knipowitschia caucasica is the source of this 477-nucleotide messenger RNA. The record is from the annotation of a GenBank genome assembly. Lineage: Eukaryota; Metazoa; Chordata; Actinopteri; Gobiiformes; Gobiidae.
AUGGGGGUUGUAUGGUUGUAUGAUAUUUGGGGAUGGGGGUUGUUUGGGGUGGGUUUUUGUGUGUUUGGGGGGGUUAGGUUUUUGGUUGUUUUGGUGUUUUGGGUUUUGGGUGGAUUGAUUUUGUUGGUGGUUUGGUUGGUUUGGGUGGGUUGUUGUUGGUGUGGUUGUAUUUGGGGGUGUGGUUUUUUUUGGGGGUGGGUGGGGGUGGGGUUGUGGGGUGUGUGUGGGGUGGGGGUUGGUGGUUGUUUGUGUGGGGUGGGUUUGGUUGUUUGGGAGGGGUGUUGUGUUUGGUUGGGUUGUGUUUGGUGGUUGGGUGGGUUGGGGUGUUGGGUGGUGGAGUGGGGGGUGUUGGGGGUGUUGUGGGGUGGAGGGUUUAGUGGGGGUGGUUGGGGGGGGUGUGGUGGUGGUUGUGUGUGUUGGUGUUGGGGUGUUGUUGUUGUUUGGGGGGGGGGAUGUGUUGUUUGGUUUUUGAUUUAG